Molecule: messenger RNA, 420 nt
Organism: Gongylonema pulchrum
Lineage: Eukaryota; Metazoa; Nematoda; Chromadorea; Rhabditida; Gongylonematidae
Source: the annotation of a GenBank genome assembly
AUGAAGAGGGUUGUGAAAAGGAAGUCAGGCGAUGCUGCUGCUGCUGCUGCUGCCGAAGGGGUCGCUGCCUCAGCCGCUGUUUCGCCGGUUAUUGAGUAUGGUAGUGCAGGGGCCUAUGCUUGCGAACUUCGCAAAUGGCUAUUUGCGACACAGUGCUGGACAUUUUGCCAUCAGAUGGCCACAAUGCAUUCGCUGUGCUAUUUGGCUUCCUGCAUGCAGCAGCAGCAGCAUCCGCCAAUGCUUCUACCUUCUGCUGCAGUCCCGGCCGCUGCAGCUGAGCAGCAGCAGCGACAGUUUGUGCAGCGUUGUCAAGUGCCAUCUUUCACGCGUCGAAUUGUGGCCGAGCUCAUCGAUUCCGUUUUUGCUUUCUCAGCCAAAUUAUUUGUUGUGUAUUUUCUGGUCGAAAUGGCAAUGCUGUAA